Patiria miniata (bat star) is the source of this 1709-nucleotide messenger RNA. RefSeq lists its product as uncharacterized. The transcript is spliced from 2 exons. Lineage: Eukaryota; Metazoa; Echinodermata; Asteroidea; Valvatida; Asterinidae. The coding region runs from base 136 to 1059 and encodes 307 amino acids. The record is from RefSeq and is a predicted model, not a curated record.
AAGAUUAUUUUGUUGGCGCUCAAAAGACUUAGUUUGCUCGAACUGUACAUACAAUGUACACAGAGUUUGCUUCCAGUUGAGUGAAUUCUGACAGAAAUUGUGGCAGAUUUUUGGUCGCUCCUGUGUUGCCGUGCAAUGUCAGAUGUGGACAAUCCUGUUAGAGUCAUGGUGUGGGCCACUCUUAGGACUUGCUCCUCUGCUCUCUUGAAGAGCUUAAGCAACCUUCCGGAUUCCCAGGUGAUCUUUGAGAUUUACACCACUGCCUUCUACAAUGGGCCCGAGAGAUUUGACCCCAAUACAAAUAUCCUCAUCGAGGAACCAGUUAGUACAGCUGUCAAGGUGGGCGGGGAUGGGCUUAUCAAAGGUCCUGGGUCAGGGUUCCCAGGUUCAAUCUGCAGCUACGACUGGGCAAGGCGGCAACUGGAAGCCGACUACCCGGGCAAGGCGGUGAUUGUGGCGAAGGAGAUAGCUCCCUGGCUCCGUGGCAGGUACAAGGACAUCCCAAGGGGAUACCGACACGUGUUCUUGAUCAGGCACCCGACCAAGAUGUUCCCGUCCUGGAAGAAGCUCGAUCGAGAUUUCCUUGAGCUAGAGAGGGGCGUGAAAGUGGAACUGGAGGAUUUCGAAUUGGAUCAGCUACCCCCUCUGCUUGUGCCUCCCGGUCUAACCUACAAGGAGAUCUUUGACUUGUGGCAGUUUGUCAAAGACGGCAACUUGGACCCGGACCCCAUCGUUGUGGAUUCAGAUGACCUUGUCUGCAACCCAGCUCAGGUACUAUUGUCUCUUUGCGAGCAUCUGGGGAUACCCUACACCGAUUCUCUUCUGUCGUGGCAGCAAGGCACAGAGUGUGUCAAGGACUGGCUUGUCGAUUCGCGGCUCAAGCACAUCAUAGAAAACAUGGCCUUUUUCCACAACUUCCGGGAAAGCACGUGCUUCCUGAAACCAGAGACUGUAAGUAAAGUUUCAGACGUUGCGUCCCUCUCAGCAGAUCUGCAGCGCUGUAUCAACCUCAGCAUGCCUUACUACUCCAAGAUGUACGAACAGCGUCUAAAGUACUGAUCAUAACCUAAAAUUCACUUAACUUCUGAAGAAGGAUUUUUUUUUACACAAGCCCUUAAUGCUACAUUUGAUACAAAUUGAUACAACUUCAAAUUACUACUAACCAAGACAAUAUCAAUUUGUUCAAUCAUUUGCUUAACAUAUUUGUAGCCUCUGAAAUUGAAAAACAAGGAAAUUCAUUGUUUGACUUUUUCCCCCAAAAUUUACAAUGAAAUGGAUUUUUUAAUUGGAUUUGAGGAAUGAAAUGUUUUGUAAGUUUUUUAUUCUCAGUUUUUACAAUACACACCCACCAUACCAGAUGGAUCAUCCCAACAUGUUGCUGAAUGCACAUUUUAUGUAAAUACUAUUUUUCGAAUAGUUACAAUACUUAUUGUUCUUUUUUUUGCCUCAAUAGACACUAUUCAGCAUGCUGGGCUUUAGCCGAAAAAGGACCGGGGAAAGGGGGGGGGGGGUGAACCCCCAACUUUUUCUGCGAUACCCUUACAAAAAAAUGUUUUCCCGACCCGAGCUUUUCUGACUUUAAGCCUGAAGUCUUGCGCAUCUUUAAUACCAAAACAUAAAAUUCCGACCAUGGGUUACUGCACAGCAAAAGAUUUUUGACGCUGCACAGUGUGAAAAAUGAUUUUUUUUUUCCCGUAUGUACAUGUAGG